ACCCCUGCAGCUUCCACUACCAUACACCGCACUAUCACUCACCCCUCUCCUCCUUCUCCCUCUCCCCCGCCCUCUCUCCUCGUUACUCCCGCCGCCACCAUCACCACCGGCGGCAAGGGAAAGUGCUGGAGCUAAAAGUGAAAAGCAUGACUCUCCGGCGUGAGGGCAGCCUGGCUCACUCCAGAGGUAAGCGGCGAAGGGAGCGCUCAUCCACGCCUCCAUCUCCUCGAUUCCUUUGCCAGCCUCGAACCGCGAAUGUUGUCUUGAUACAAACUUUUCUCAUCCCUCGCCUACGUACCGGAUUCUACUAACUCGGUUCGCGUCGGAUACUGAAGUCUUAUUUUUGUUAUUUAUUUUCUCUGGUAACCCCGUGCUGUGUCUCUCAGUCUCGGUUCCCUCGCUGUUAUUUCGGAUACCAGUUCUCUCUCCCUGAAGUGCGUCCUCAGCCCAGCAAGAGCCGUGAGAAGUAUCUUCAAUAGGACGAGUUGGUCCGCUACAUUUUACAAACGUAUUGGUGACUCAGAAGACAGCGAGUUAAGUGUCCUCACCACCACCUCCACUGUCUCCUAAGCUGCUGCUACCUUCCCGCCGCCCAACCAACAGCAUGACUCCUCUCUGGAUGUCACAGCUGCUGCUCCUAAUGAUGCUGGCUGCCCCCGCCUUGCCUCAGCUAGCGAUACCUGCAGCGGUGGGGCGUGAUGGCGGAGGGCACGGCGGAGGGCACGGUGGAGGGCACGGAGGAGGGCACGGCGGCGGGUAUGGCGGAGGACACGGCGGAGGACACGGCGGAGGACACGGAGGAGGGCAUGGUGGUGGGUAUGGUGGCGGACAUGAUGAUGGUUACGGCCAUGGCGGAGGGGGGCACGGCGGAGGCUACGGUGGUGGUCAUGGCCACGGGGGGUACAAGCCGGCGCCGUGUCACCCGCAGACCAUCACCAAGUACCGCACGGUGUACAAGGACAAAAAGGCGGAGGUUGUUAAUAAUGUGGAGGUGCGGAACCCGAAGCCCCACGUCAAGAAAAUCGUGGAGACGCGCUAUACCACCAUCAGGUAUCCGGUGUUCAUCACGCAGGUGAUCAAGCCUCUGCUCACCCAGGUGGAGACCAAGGUGCGGCCGCUCUUCUUCACCAAGACCAUCAAUAGGUACACCACCGUCAAGUUCACUGUCACGGGCAUCGGCCAGGUCACCCACACCACCGUCAAGUUCGAGAAGGAGUACAUCACUCGCUGCGACAAGAAGGGCUACGACCACCACCGCCGCGAUGCCUCAGACGGCGUCGUAGUUGACGUGGAUCCGGACAAGCCGUCAGUGCCAACCUACCGCACCUCGUCUGUGGAGGACCCCCCAGGCCUGCCCUACGACGACGCGUCCCCCCAGGCAAAUGACGGCCACGUGUCUGCCGUGAACCCCACGCCCGUGCAGAAGGCGCAGGAGACCGCGCCUCCCGGGCCUCCUCUCCCUCCAUUUAGACGGCCUGGUCCCUUCCGACGCCCAGGUUCUUUCCGGCCGCCAGCACCUCCCCGGCCAUCAGGUCUGUACGGUGCCCUGGCGCAGCUAGGCCUGGCAGGAUCUCAGCCAAGUCCGAUAUCGGAGCCCUACCUGCCCCAUCCGCCUCUGCCCCGCGCCCCUGCUGCAGUGGUCGGGUAGGGCCCUGCGCGAUCCUGUCCUCCCCCGCUAAGGAAGUCUCCACUUGUUAUCUCCCUUACACCGUUCAGCUAGUCCAUUAUCAACACCGACAAGUGCGGGCAGUCGUGUCAGCGCCAGUCCAGUGCUUGGGUCGGGUUUGAUGUCGCUACAUAGUUGCUUCCUGUAGACAUUACUGCAACACCCGUGAGGAAAGCAUCUUGGGUCCACCAUUCCCUGGAUUUUUAGUUCUUUCACUCCGCAGUCUUCAGCCGUCCCUCGUGAGGUUAUCCCUCACAGCCACCUUCAUGUGCUGUUCUUAAAGUUACUGUGACGCACCUCAGCUCGCCCGCAGGGUCGGGUGAACGGCAGCGAGGCGGCACGAGGCGAUGGGGCAGGGACGGCUUCCUACAUUCCCAUGAGUCGCGCUGGUCGCCCCAUGUCGUUGCAUUUCACGUCUUAGUGAAGCAUUAGUGCUCUGUUGUGUUUAUUAAAAUUGUUUAUAGAA
Messenger RNA from Scylla paramamosain (green mud crab), 2132 nucleotides. RefSeq lists its product as uncharacterized. NCBI's taxonomy places the organism in Eukaryota, Metazoa, Arthropoda, Malacostraca, Decapoda, Portunidae. The transcript has 3 exons. The record is from RefSeq and is a predicted model, not a curated record. Bases 605 to 1648 code for a protein of 347 amino acids.